UUAAGAUUUUCAAGAAACCCAUUAUUUCAACAAACUGUCGCCUCCGUCGCAGAAUUAGACCUUUUGUGUGCUUGGGUUAUGAAUUUCCUCCAAUGCGUCUCAUGGUGCCACUAUAAUUGGCUGGGAUUCUAAAAUUUGUUUCUUAAGUUUCAAGUUUUCCCAACCAUCAAGAUUUAUGCUGACAGUUUAUUAAUAGAUUGUAUUUUACACUUCAGAAUCAUUUCCACGUUUCUUCAAAAAUUAUUCAUUAGAUGUGUUCGCGAUGGGAUGUUCCGCUUCAUUUCAUAACCGCGGAGCAACCAAGAACUGGUCUCCAAUCUCAGUUUCCCUUGGAUUCAAAGGUCUCUCUACUCCUUUGAGUCGCAAGACGAAGAAUACUUUGAAAGAAUCAUGGAAACUUGUCGAGCCUGUUAAGACUGAGGCGGGAAAGGCAAUGUUUAUGAGGCUUUUCGAGACACAUCCAAACAUUCAGGACACAUUUCCAACAUUCAAAGGCGUCAGCUUAGACGAGUUGAUGAACUCUCGAUCCUUGUAUCUUCAUGCCAAGCGAGUUAUGGCUGCUGUUGAAAAUACUAUCAAUGCAUUAGAUGAUUGUGAAGUGUUAUUGGAAAGUCUUUCAAGCCUGGGACAAAGACAUAAAGUUUGGUUUGUCAGGGAGGAACAUUUUAAGGUUGUUGGUGAAGCUCUUCUGUGGACAUUACAGAAUAUGCUCGAGGCAAAAUGUACGAAUGAAGUUACAUUGGCUUGGACAGAGUUGUAUAACUUCAUAACUAAAACGAUGUUACGUGGAAUUUCAAGUAAUAACAUAGACAAGUGAAUAAAAAGUUGUCUGAAUAUAAAAAUGUGUGAUUUGCACGCAGAAUAUAUAUCUAAUCAAAUAUGUAAGUAAUAUAACGUUCUUUGCUUAUGUUUUAUUCAUUUGUUUCUUUUUCUUGGGUACUUGUUUUGUUACCAAUUUGUUUUUAGCGGCAAGUAUUUGUGUAAAUAAGAAAAUAAAUAAAUAAAAA
Molecule: messenger RNA, 1007 nt
Organism: Stylophora pistillata
Lineage: Eukaryota; Metazoa; Cnidaria; Anthozoa; Scleractinia; Pocilloporidae
Product: neuroglobin
Molecular function (GO): oxygen binding; heme binding
Source: RefSeq, a predicted model, not a curated record